Messenger RNA from Phaeoacremonium minimum UCRPA7, 1860 nucleotides. RefSeq lists its product as hypothetical. The record is from RefSeq and is a predicted model, not a curated record. NCBI's taxonomy places the organism in Eukaryota, Fungi, Ascomycota, Sordariomycetes, Togniniales, Togniniaceae. The coding region runs from base 1 to 1860 and encodes 619 amino acids. The transcript has 2 exons.
AUGCUUUUCUCACGCUACGGCGCCCUCUUUGGGCUGCUGGGCGGUCUCGUCGAGGCCUCGCCCGCCCCUAUUCACCGUAUGGGUGACCUGAUUCACCGCGGUGAUAUGUCAGUGGCCAAGCGGACUCUGUCUCCUUGCACCUUCGACCUGGGCAAGCAAUGGCAGGGCGAGACUCUCUUUAAGGGUGUUGCUGCCCCUGCCACUGAGACGGCCGCCGCUAUCUCCCUGGAUGUCAGCCUUCCUGAGGCUGCUGUUGCCGGUUCCAUCACUGUCGAUGUCACCGACUCCUUCCUAAUUGCUCCCACUGUCCGCGUCGGCCUGGCUGAUAUCAAGGCUUACGUCCAACUGGCUCUCGGUGCCACUGCCGGUGUCUUCGAGUCUAUUGAGCUGUUCGCCUCUGAGAAGCUUUCCGUUGAGAUCCCAGGCCUCCUUGAGAUCGACCUCGGCGCUGCUUUCGCCCUCGAUCUCGUGAUUGGCAUCGAUGCCGCCGUCCAGGUCCUUGCUGGUUUCUACGUCGUCUUCCCGGCUGACGCCUACAUUGAGAUCAACCUGCUUACCAAGGAGAUUGUCAACACCCAUCUUGAGGGUCUGACUGCCCAGUCUCUGCCCAUUGCUGUUGGUGCCGAGGUGGACCUGUCUGCUGAGAUUGAGCUCAGCCUUGGUCUCCGUCUCCGUGCCGGUCUUGAGCUCGAUGCUGACCUUGACAUUCUCGGCCUCGACAUUGGUGCCGGUGCCGACGUUGCCAUCUGGAUCAGCCUCUUCGACUACACCACUGUCCUCGUCCAGACCACUGACUGCCCCGUCUCCGUCUCUGAGACCUUCGCCCUCGACGUUGGUGUUGCCAUUGAGCUCGAUGUUGAAUUGCUUGAUCUCCUCGAGCUCAACCUCGCUCCCUCGAUCGCUGUCACCCUCGCCACUGCUCCUGCCGCCACAGUCUGCAUUCCCGAGCUCGGCGGUGCUGGUGUUCCCAGCAACCCUGGCGGCCCCCAAAUCGGUGCCGGCUCUGGCUCCGACUCUGACUCAGGCUCUGGCUCUGAUGCCGGUUCCGACGCUGGAUCUGACUCUGGCUCCGACUCUGGCAGCGAUUCCGGCUCGGACUCUACUGCCAGCGCUUCCGCUUCUGCUGCCGUUUCUGCCACUGAUGCCAUCCUGAGCUCUGUUACCAGCGCCAGCGCCAGCAGCUAUGGCACUGGUGCUCCCAUCUAUCCCAGCUCUACUGGUGGCUCAUGGAACGACACUGGCCUGAUCACCUCCACCGUCACGUCCACUGCCACCUACACCAUCACAUCUUGCGCUGCCUCCGUGCACAACUGCCCGGCCUCUUACACUCAGAAGGUCGUCACCGUGGUCACUCACGUUACCACCACUGUCUGCCCGGCUACUCAGACCUCUGCUGGCCCCACGGCCUACUCGACUGCCUCUAGCUCUUCCAGCUACAGCGUCCCGUCUCCCACCAGCCCGGUCGCCAUGUCUCCUUGCCCGACCCCGAGCACCAGCACCGUUGUCAUCCCGACUUCGUGCCCCAAGCCCGUGCCCACCAUCACCAUCGAGGACACGACCACCAUCUGCCCGGCCACCUCCACUCUGGCCACUGGCACUGGCUCUGGCUACCCCUCUGGCCCGGCUCCCACCACCUACCCUGGUGAGACCAAGCCUACCACGACCGCCGAGGCUCCGGCCCCGACCUACCCGGCCAGCUACCCGGUCGUGACCCCUCCUGCCUCGACCUACCAGCCUAGCGCCAGCGCUCCGGCUCCCUCUGCGCCGUGCAGCACCUGCCUGCCCGUUGAGGCCGGUGUUGGCCGCGUUGUCGGUGGUGGUCUGAUGGCCGCCCUGCCGCUCCUGGCUGCCCUCCUGUAA